Molecule: messenger RNA, 2371 nt
Organism: Ctenocephalides felis (cat flea)
Lineage: Eukaryota; Metazoa; Arthropoda; Insecta; Siphonaptera; Pulicidae
Gene: fmt
Product: serine/threonine-protein phosphatase 6 regulatory subunit 3
Exons: 13
Coding region: 177-2234 (685 amino acids)
Cellular component (GO): nucleus; cytosol
Molecular function (GO): protein phosphatase regulator activity; protein phosphatase binding
Source: RefSeq, a predicted model, not a curated record
GAUAAUAUAAAUGAAAUUUAAUCAUAAUAUCAUAACCGUUGUAAACGCAAUAUUAUGUAUGUUAACCAAGCUUCUAUAAGGCUUGUAAUUCCUUGUUGAUAGUUAAAUAAGUGUUCACGAUAAUUGCUUUGUUAACAAGCAUAAAUGCUCAGUAGGUAACAAAGAAUAUAUUAAUCAUGUUUUGGAAAUACAAUUAUGCUGUAUCGCCUCAGAUUGAACUGCUCUUGGAAAAAGAGGAUAUUACAUUAUCGGAGCUUAUGGAGGAGGAAGAUAUCCUUCAAGAAUGCAAAGCCCAAAAUAAAAAGCUAAUUGAAUUCUUGUUAAGACCAAACGUUUUGGAACAACUUGUAAGGUUAAUAAUAACUGAACCAGAUCCGGAGGUUGAGGAAAAUUAUCGCUAUAGGCUUUCAAACAUAGCUUGUGAAAUUCUUACGUGUGACUUACCAGCUUUAAAUGAGAGAUUAUCUGCUGAUGGCACUUUAAUGGAAACCUUGUACUCUUUCGUAAAGCAGGAGCCUCCUUUGAAUCCUUUAUUAUGCUCUUUUUUUAGUAAAACAUUAGCAAUGCUCAUUACUAGGCAUAAUGAACAGAAUUGGUACUCGUAUCAAUUUUCAUGCCUUCAAGUUGUUGAAUUUUUGAAAUCUCAACUGGAUUGUGUUUCGACACUAUUAAAACACCUAGGCACUCCGGCUAUGAUGGAUUUGGUUUUCAAAUUAAUUAGUCAAGUUGAGGGAAAUGACAUGCGGACAAGUGUAAUCAAUUGGUUGAUAAAUGAGAACAUUGUGACAUGUUUGGCGGAUCUUUUGAAACCAGAACAUGGUUGUGAUGUACAUUGUAACGUUUCUCAACUUUUAUGUGAUGUUGUUCGAGCCGAUAGAGAUGCCGUGGCAGAACAUGCCGAUACAAAUUGUAUUCUGUCUAAAUUAGAGACGCCUGAAACAAUUAGCCUUAUAUUACAGAAUAUUUUAGAACCCCCCAUGAUGGAAAGUAGCAUUGUAGGUGGAAUACAAUUUUUAUUGGUAUUAUUAGACCAACAUGAAAGAUGUGCUAUACAGUAUAAUAUUGAUAAUAACACAAAAAAGGAUAAAUCAUAUGAUAGUGCUCAUCAAAAGGAAUUAUUUGAAGCCUUAUUGCCUUAUUUGAAGGACUUUCAUGAUAUAUUGAUCAAUCCUCCAAAGCAAAACUCUAUUAAAACUACAGCUGGAUAUUUAGAGAUACCAUUGGGUAAUGCAAGAUUACAAAUUGCAAGAUUUAUUAGUAUUUUGCUUGCUGAAAAUUAUGUGCCUACAUUUUGUGAUAAAUUAGCAGAACUCGGUGUUAUGGAAACACUUAUCGAUUUAUUUUUUAAAUAUUCCUGGAAUAACUUUUUGCAUGGAUAUGUUGAAAAAUCUAUUGCAAGUAUUUUACUUCAAAAUAAUUCUGAAUUGACAAAUCUUCAAAAGAGAUUAUUUGUUGAAGGCAAAAUAAUUCAACGAAUGCUAGAAGAAUGGAAUAAUAAUAAUGAUCAACAGGCUCAAGGAGAUGGAGUUCGGAAGGGAUAUAUGGGUCACAUAAUUAAAAUAAUAAACCAUAUUGACUCGGUCACUAAUGAAGAAUUGAAAGACUUCAUUAAAAGUGUUUUGUCAGAAGAUAUUGCAGUUCAAGAAUCAUGGAAUGCAUUUGUCUCCGGACCCUUGAAGGAUAUUACAGAAACACAGAAUGUUUUAUUAGGUGGAGUACACCCUGUACAUUGUAAAAGUCAUGAUUUAUCAGAGGAACUACAGUUGGAUGUAUUUAUAAAUGGUUUGAAUAUGGAUUCUGUUUAUAAUGAUAGUAAUCCAAAUGAUGAGUGGCAAAUAAAUGCAGAUUCUGAUGACUUCUGCUUAAAAUCAAAUGAUGAUCCUUGGAGUAACAACGAUGAAAAACUUUCUGUAGCAUCUUCAAGUGACGAAUUUGAUAAGAUACAAGAUGGAACAGAAUGGGCUGAUUUUAGUUCAGAUAACUUUGCUGAUUUUGACUCUAAUUUUGGCCAAUUUGGCGCUUCAUCAUUAUUGGCCAUAGCAGAAGAUAUUCAAAACGUUACUGAAAGCCAUAAUAUGGAGAAUGAAGAAAAUAAGUUGAGCGAAGAAUUGCCAAGGGAAGAAAAUCCUUUGCCAGAUAUUAUUUUUGAAGAUUUGAGUAAAAAUGAUGAUGUAUCAAUUGAAAAUAGUGAGAGCGAUCAAUCUCAUUCGAAUGAAGCUAUUUUGAACUCAUGAGUGAUACUAUAAAGCACAUUCUGAAAAAUGAUUCAAAAGUAUUGUGAUAUCAUCAGUAGGGUAAUACAACAGAAUUUCUAAAAAUUCAAUUCAUAUUAUUUUUGUUUAAAUUAGAACUUUUGACAUGAACGUUAAAU